GUCCUCUUCCAUAACACCAAUUUGCUUUUAGAUAGACUAGAUACAAACUAUUAUUCUAACUCACGGUGGGACUCGUUUGCUUGUGUUUGACGUGUUUGGAUAAAAAUGCUAUGAGCACCCAGGAUGGGAAAAGGGAGACGAAGACGCUCUUACUCAGACUCUAGUGAGUCUGGUUCGGAUGCUAAUUCCUCUGGCUCUGAUAGAGAUGAGGCGGGUCGGCAUAGCGAUUCGGGCAGUGACCAGGACGCUGAGAACUGGGUACUCUGCGACCGCUGCACGAAGUGGCGGCGUAUACCUGCUGGUUUCGCAGACCAGAUUAAGGAGGACGCGCCUUGGUAUUGCGAAUACAAUCCAAACAAGGCGUUCGCGAGCUGCAGCGUUCCGCAAGAGCUAACUAACGAGGAAAUUGACGCUGGCGAAGACUCUGAAGGGAGCGACCUUGACGAGGAGGAGAGCCUGAAGCGGCGGAGGAUUCCGGCGGUAUGGCAGCUGCUGAAAGACAAUAUCCUGGCGCACAGGAAGCGGAAGGUGCAGGAUGAGGACGACAUCAUGAUAUGCCACUGCAAACCCGUGUACCGGGGUGGCGAUGGCUGCGGCCCUGACUGCAUCAACAGGAUGCUGUGCAUCGAGUGUGUGCCGGGCUUCUGUCCGUCGGAGGAAAAGUGCACAAACCAGAUGUUCUCCAAGCGGAUGUACGCCAACCUGGAAAUCCGGCGAGCCGGUGCUAAGGGCUUUGGGCUGUUUGCGCUGGAGGACAUUAAGGCGGGGCAGUUCAUCAUCGAGUACAUCGGCGAGGUGUUGGAGGAGGACGAGUACCAGCGGCGCAAGGAGUACUACAUGUCGGUGGGGCAGCGGCACUACUACUUCAUGAACAUCGGGAACGGGGAGGUCAUCGACGCCUGCCGCAAGGGCAACAUCUCCCGGUUCAUCAACCACUCAUGUGAGCCCAACUGUGAGACACAAAAGUGGCUGGUCAGGGGCGAGCUCGCCAUUGGGUUGUUUGCCGUGCGCGACAUCCCCAAGGAAACGGAGCUCACGUUCGACUACAACUUUGAGCGCUACGGCGACAAGCCCAUGCGCUGCUACUGCGGCUCCACCAACUGCCGCAAGUUCAUUGGUGGCAUGCAGGACAACAUUGACGUGUCUCUGCUGCCCGCCGUGGAGCCGGACAACGCCUCCACCGACCUGCCGCCCAUCAUGCUCACGGACUCGGACAUGGACCCCAACAUGCGCAUGCUGCUGGAUUGGCGCGUGGGCGCCAAGGUGGACAAGGCGAAGGAGAUGGGCAUGGUCACUCGGCUGGAGCGCGUCUGCAAGGCGCGCAACGUGAACUGGAAUGUGAAGCAGUUCUACGGUGAGGAGCCCACACCCCUGCCAGUGCACCAGGAGCCGGUGCGGCAUCGGGAGCAGCAGCAGCAGCGGGAGGUCGCGCCUGCCCCGGCGAGCAGCAACCGCAGUACGGACAAAGCUAAUGCAGCAGCAGCAGGCGAUGCGGGCACCACCCCGGCGCCUGCUCGUGCGAAGCAGCAGUGCAAGGCCGAAAAGGUUGCAGCAGGAGCCGCGGCGGCAGCGGGGUCGGCGGGCAAGGGCAAGGCCGCAGGGGAGAGCGCAGUAAAGACCAAGUCGGAAAGCGCCACGCAUGCCGCGGGCCUUGCUAAGCUGCGGAUAGGGGAUGGCCCGGGCAGUGGGACGCCUGGAGCAGCGGGGUCGACUCCCGGCAGCACGGCAGCGGCGCAGGCGAACCGGCAAGCGUCCGCAACGACGCCGUCCGUGACUCCGGAGAUGACGCAAGUGCGCGGGCCGAAGGCGCUGUUCAAGCAAUGGAAGAUCAUGCAGCAACAAGAUGCGACGCCCCCGGCUGCAGCUGAGGAGAAGCCGGUGGCCACGCCGUCUUCGCCGCCAUCGCCGCGCUCACCGCACUCCCCGCCAUCGCCGCACUCCCCGCCGUCGCCUCGUUCAGCCCGGUCACUUGACAACGACGAUGCAGCCCUGGACGAAAUCCGGACAGCGGCCACGGCAGCAGCUCAGCACGUGCCCUUGCGCAAACGACUCCGCAGGCUCGUACCAAAGGCGGCCGCGCCGGAGCCUGCGUCAGCACAACCAGCGACGGCACCAGCCCCUACACCGACGCAAAACGGCGGCAGCACAGCAUCUGCAUCCGCCGGCGCCACCACCGCGCCGACACGGAAAGCAGAGGCAGCGCCAGCCCCGUCCGCGCCCCCAGCCGCAGUCGCCUCUUCCUCCGCUGGCGCCAUUGUACGGAGGAACUCCCAGGGCUCCGCCGGCACGACACCGGCUGUUGCUGGGGCCGCAGCAGGGCCGUCAGUUUACUCGGCGCCUCGCUCGCCGUCGCCGCCGCCAACCGGGCGUUCUAAUCGCAAACUACGCAGUGAAAUUGACCGUCGGUUGGAUGAUGUGGUCGGCAGCAACGGCCGGCUGAAGGACCCCAGUCGCCAGAAUGUCAUCAAGGUGCUGCGCCUGUUCAAUCUGUGCGACAUUGGCGGCCACUCGGGCCGAAACAAUGGCUUCGGUUCGGCAGCCGGCGGGCGUUACUUGACGCGGAAUGGCGACGACGGCAUGGGUGGGGGCAUGGCGGGUCCUGGGCCGGGGUCCGCAUCCGCAUCUGGCGGGGUGACGGCUCGGCAGCGGGCUCGCAUGGCGGACCUGUCGCUGCUGUUGGACGUGGUGUUGAAAACCAGCAGCUCAGCCGCGAAGAGGGAGUUUGUUGCGUGCGGGCUGCUGACGCAGCUGCACCAGGCCAUGGGGCGCAACACGGGCAAGGAGUACUGCGUCAUUCUGCGCAAGGUCCUGCGUGUGGUGGAGGGGCUGCCACUAGAGGCAAACGAUGUGUACGCAGUGCGCUCAGCGCACGGCAACUUUGCCGACAUGCUGCGGCAGCUCUCCACCAACCCCGACUACGACGUGCGCACCAAAGCAACAGCGCUCCUGAAGAAGUUCCCGCCCUCCGCCGUGACGGACCAGCGGAUACUGCAGCUCAUGUCUGCGCCGCCAGUCCGCUUCGGGCACGGGCGCGGCGGCGGCGGUGGCGGCAGCGGCAUGGGCGGGCCUGGCAUGCGAAUGGGGCCCUUCCACGGCGGCAGCGGAAUUCCCUUGGCCAUGCAGCAGCAAUACAUCCAGCAGCAACAGAUGCUGCAGCAGCAGCUCUUCAAGCAGCAGAUGAUGCGGCUCAAGGAAGCGGGUGCAGCGGGCGGAGCCCUGCCGCCACCGCCGCCGCUUACCUCCGCCGCUAGCACCGCAUCCGGCGACGGCAACGCCUCCGACGGCCAGGCAGCGGCGGCGGCGGCAGUAGGGCCGGGACUUCCGCGCUCCUCCAGUGCCACCUCGCUUGAAGAGGAGGCUGCGGACGGGGACCUUGCUGGCUCCAACGGGCCCGCCAACCUGCCGCCCCUGGGUCCCAGCCGCCAGCGGGCUAUGGUAGCUGCGGCGGCGGCUGCAGCGCUCGCGUCCCGGCCGGGUCUCUUACGGCCCUUGGCCGCGCGGCCUGGUGGCUUGGGAGGGCCGCUAGCGAACGGCUUGGGCCCCAUGGGUGGUGCGGGGACAGGUCGCGGCGGCGUUAUGAACAUGGGCAUGGCGCCAUCACCGUUGGGCCUGCCGCCUCGGCCACCUUCGCCUGCCAAUGCUGAUGCCUACGCUGCGUUCAGCGGCAGCGGCCCCGCAGACGACCAUCCCAGCAAACGCCGGAAGCACAGCCACCCACACGGUCUGGACAGCCCGGCGCAUGGAGGGGAGACGCUUCCGGGUCCGCCGCCCCGACCGCCGUACUCGCUAGCCAACGCACUCCACAACCGCCGGCCAUCCAGCCACAGCGGCGGCGACGGCGGAGAGCGAGAGCCACCUGGACCGCCUCCGCUACCUUCUGACCUCCCGCUUCCGCCGCCUCCGCCGCACCCUCUGCGUGCAGCCCACCCCCGCGGGGCUAGUCGGGGCUCCAUGGACCGGGACCUGCUGGCGGACCUGCCAGAGCGGCUCAGUGGGGAGCAGCUGUUUGCCAUGCAGCGACCGCUGACGCGGCCGCCGCCGCUGCCUCAGCUGCAGGGCCAACUGCAGCCGGAGCGGCAUCUGCAUGGGGAGCUCACCGACGUCAGCACGCUGUUCGCGUUAGGGCUGUACGGCAGUUUCCGCCGGUCGAGUUCCGCCACGGCGUUGUCAGCGGCGACGAUGGAGCCGGACGAACCCCCGCGGCCCAGCGCGUCAGGGCUCGACGGCUCUGGGCCAAAGUCGCCACGGGAAAGCCGUACAUCCGUGCCGAUGUCGCCGUUGAUAGAGCUGCCGCCCAUGUCGCCUCUCCUCGAGCCGCCACAGGCGCCCUCUUCAACAGCGGUGGCAGCUACAGCUGGGGGCACGGCAGGGGUAGACCUGCCGCUACCCCCGCCGCCGCCGGGGGGUGGCAGCAGUGCACACGUGGACGGCAUGCAGCUGCGGCCUGUGCGCACACACUCCUCAGCGCCGCUGGCGGCCGCCGGGGGCCCCACCGCGGGGCCCAGUCCCUACCAUCACCAGCAAGGCUCCCCUGCGCCGCACGCCGGGUGGGACACACCUGCUGCACCCAUGCCUGUGGGCUCGGCAUCGUCCAUCCCGACCGCCUCGGGCCUCGCCGCAGCGCAGCAGCAGCAGCACGCCGGCUUCGCGUCCUUAGCCACAGCCCCCUCGGCCUCAGCCGCGGCUGCGCUGCCGCCGGUUGUGCCCGUCAGCUCUCUGAGCGAUUGGCGCAUGCCGCCUGCAGCGUCGGGUGCAGGAGCAGGGGCGGGGUUGGAUGCCGCAGGAGCAGCGGCAGCGGCACCCCCGGUGGUCCCUGUGGUGCCGCUGUCGGAGGGGCUGCAUGCGCCCGCCCUGGCGCGCAUGUCGCCGCAUGCCACCCCGGAGCACCAUGCGGCGGGGGCGGGCGGACGCGGUGGGGCUGCGGGCCAGCCGGAGGAGGAAAACAUUGACGAGUGGCUGCGGCCUGUGUCCAGCCACCACUCCGAGGUGUGGGAGGAGCCGGACGCCUACUUCGAGGCCUACGUGGCGGACAUGGUACGACACCGGCUGGGCAAGUACAUGCAGCCGGAGCACCCCAGCCGCGUGUCGGUGCAGGAGGCAACCGUGCUGCGAGCAAAGGUAUACCGGGAGGUGGUCGCCAAGGAGCGGCGGGCCUGGGACGAGCGCCGCAGCGCGGGCGUCUACAAGCCCAUUGAGCGACACAAGCUGGAGGCCAACCUGAAGGAGUUUGUGCGCUCCACCAUUAAGCGCAUGCGCGACCGCGAGAAGGAAAAGGCGGCUGCAGGGCACCAUGCAGGCAGCACGGUGCGUGGCGGUCCCCAUCCCGGUCAGGGCGGCGCUACCCCUGCAGCAGGAGGCCAUCCGCAGCAGCAGCAGCACCAACUGCAGCACCGGCAGUCCCUGUCGUACAGCCUGACGCCUCCGCCGGUCAUGCAUGUCUCGGCGUUGUCGCAAUACCACCCGAAUACAGCGUUGGGCCGCACGCCGACCACACCCUUGGACGGCACCUUCCCCCGCACGGCAAGUACAGGCGACCUGUCACGUGGCGUCACGCCACGUGACAGGCUCAUAGCCUCGCCUGCAGCUGACGCCAGCGCUGCUGGUUCCUCAGCAGCAGCAGCUCCGCAGGGUGGGGAGGUUCACGCGGGAGGAGGGACGGGAGGGGGUCAAGGAGGGGCAGCUGUCGGCUCCGCAGCCGCAAGCGGCGAGUGCGCUCCUGGGGACUCUGGGGCUGACGACGUUGCCAUGGCCGAGCCCACGGCCGCUUGAUUACUGCAAUGGUGGUGCAAAGUGUUAUGGGGCAAAGUGUGGCUGGGCUGUGUCCGGGCGUCCCUUCAUGCAGCGUGGCUCUGAUAGCAGGACCUAACACACGAGCUGGAUGUUGAGAUUGUGAGAGGAGCCUAGUAGCAUGGGUGUGGAUGCUUACAUGCUAGGCAUAACGGGUUGCGGCUUGCAGCAGCACACCCGCGGCGGAUGUGGGGCGGCGCGCUAAAAGAGGAACCAACGUGCUCUGAUGCGCGGGGUCUUUGGCUGGGCAUGCGAACCAAACACACUAAGCUUGUGUGCUGCCGUCAAGCUGUUUUUUGUUACCGAUACGGCAAUGUACGGGUGGAAGACUUUGUUUUGAUGCCUGUGCGUGGCGUGCAUUAGUGGCGCUGUGGUGUUUCGUUUCUGCUGUCUUGACGCCUGUUUUCAGACAGGCCCAUGUCCGGAAGAGGAGAGGGGGUAGCCCGAUUGGGGCCGAAAGCUCGCGGUGUGAUCUAGAAAGGGCAGGCUUGGCGGUCUAUUGGGCACGUAGGCUCGGCAAGGUUUCCCGAGUGAGGGUUGAGACCGACUUUUGUUGUACAUUGUACGGGAGCAAGUCGUAUACGGGGUUUGGCGGAUGUCUUACAGAAGGUGUACAUAUCGACAAAGUGACACAGAUGGAACUGAACCGUGGAGUCCGUACAUCGUAGGUGGGGGAAUACUGGGGUAAGCCAUAGCUUCUCGUCUGAUUGGGGGCCAAGCGGAACUGUCGCGCAUUCGCUUUUGCUUACUACCACUGACAUGACGGGAAGCACUUUACACAUACACCGUUCGACGACGGCAUUGCCAGACUCUCUUGACACCGUUUGGUGAUGGUGAAGUUGUGGACCAUGCUAACGGAAAUGCCGUUGCUGUGCACGCUACUGCAUUGAACCGCUUUUGCAUCUUUCGUUUCGGCAGUUAGUGGUGUUGGAGGGCCCGUCCUGCCCGGGAUUGGCGCUGUGCGCAAGCAUAUCCACGUGUAAUGCUGUGCGGAUCAG
Messenger RNA from Astrephomene gubernaculifera, 6785 nucleotides. The record is from the annotation of a GenBank genome assembly. NCBI's taxonomy places the organism in Eukaryota, Viridiplantae, Chlorophyta, Chlorophyceae, Chlamydomonadales, Astrephomenaceae.